AUGGAAUUAAUACACCGAUCGCAUGAGUCGAGCUUCUAUCGCCAUACACCGUUGAACGCCGCACGACGACAAAUACGGUUGAUCAAGCUUCUUCCUACACAAUAUCUCGAUGACGAAGUAGCAUGCAAAAUCGAAGAGUUCGAUCUCGAGCUUGCUCCAGCUUACGUUACAUUGUCGUAUACUUGGGGUCCACCAUCACCUUCCAGGGCCAUAGUGGUUAAUGGAAAGCUCCUGCUCGUCCGUCAAAACCUAUACGACUUCCUGAAAUGUCACCGAAACGAUCACUGCAAUUUCCAGUAUCUGUGGAUCGAUCAGAUAUGUAUCUGCCAGGCUCACCACGGCGAACGCAGUCACCAGGUGCAAUUGAUGUCUCGCAUAUACACUGGCUGUCUUCAUGUCAUUGUAUGGCUCGGCAUGGACAAAAGUCUCAGUCCAAAGCUCGAAGAUACCCAUCCUUUAGUCCAGGCUGCCAAGAUUGUGUUCAGCAACAACUACUGGCGCAGACUGUGGAUCAUACAAGAACUGUUGUUGCCGAAAAGCAUUCGUGUACGGUCCGGCGUCACUUGGCUUCCGUUCAACAAGCUCGUAAUUGCAGCAAAGCGAUUUGGAUCUCGCGUCUCUAUGUCAAAGGCGCACCAUAGCAUAUUCUCCCACUUCAGGCUCUUAGUAACCCACUCAGAGCAUGAAGCUCCAGCUCGCGGUUACAGCAUGUCUCUUGCUGUGUGUCUGCGGUAUUUUGUCCGGCAAGAAUGCUACGACCCUCGCGAUAAGGUCUAUGGCCUUUUGAGUCUCAGCACCCACGAAGUAUACAUGGAUGCACUGCGACGAGUUACGAAGAGUUCAGACACCUCCGCAUUCGACCAACUGGCACUCGAACUCUGGAGGGCGAUGAACUUGACGCCGUAUCAGCCAUCUUCGUUCAGUCAAGUACAAUGUAACUGGUCUCUGAUGUUCAAGUUGAUGGAGUUGAUGGAGUUGAUCAAAGAUUUCAUGCAGGAUAUAUCCAUAUUUGCAAGUGCAAAAGCCCUUCGACCUAAACAAGUAGAUCAGUGCUGA
Molecule: messenger RNA, 1056 nt
Organism: Boeremia exigua
Lineage: Eukaryota; Fungi; Ascomycota; Dothideomycetes; Pleosporales; Didymellaceae
Product: heterokaryon incompatibility protein-domain-containing protein
Exons: 3
Coding region: 1-1056 (351 amino acids)
Source: RefSeq, a predicted model, not a curated record